Anoplopoma fimbria (sablefish) is the source of this 1686-nucleotide messenger RNA. RefSeq lists its product as uncharacterized. The transcript has 6 exons. Lineage: Eukaryota; Metazoa; Chordata; Actinopteri; Perciformes; Anoplopomatidae. The record is from RefSeq and is a predicted model, not a curated record. The coding region runs from base 54 to 923 and encodes 289 amino acids.
UCUCACCACAGUUUAAGCAGAACAAGUUGAAUCAACGAGUUCAAAACGUUAAGAUGGCAGUUUGGGACCCAAAGAUUUCCUGGUGCUUCAUGUUACUGCUGGCUGAUGCUGUGAGUGAUAGAGUGAACUAUCCAGGUCCAGUUUGUGCUGUGAAGGGAUCCACGGUCACCAUCCCCUGCACCUUCACACCUCUGAAGUCUGUCUAUGAGGAUGGAAGAGAGGUUUCAGUCGAGAUCCUCAGAGUCAUCUGGUGCCAGAACCAUCGAAUUUGUCAUGGCAGCACUCCGUCUGUGUACGACAGCGAGUUAUACAACAACAUCAACAACCCUCGUUACAGAUACCUGGGAGACAAGAAGGGAGACUGUUCUUUACAGAUCACAGAUGUACAGAAGAGAGACGAUGCAACUCUUCGCUUCAGAAUGGAAGCUCAUACCAUAUUUUCCCCUUAUACUGGACCACAAGGAGUGAAAGUCACCGUGACUGAUGGCGCUCAGAUGGAGAUAAGAAGCUCCGUUAAUAAGACAGAGAUGAGAGAAGGUGAAGCAGUCACACUGAACUGCACCUCAGGGUGCUCCUUCCACCAACUGGAGGUCACCUGGUUGAGAGAUGGCCACGCCCUCAAACACACUGGCCCCUCCCUCUAUCUCGGCGCUCUGACUGCACAGGAUUCUGGGAACUACACCUGUGGUUUGAAGAACAACGACCGCACUCUCUCCAAGCCGUUUAGUCUGUAUGUGGAGGCUGAAGAGGAAGAAAUCAAGAGUGUUGACACAAUGCUGGCUGUCCGACUGAUCAUCUUCACUCUGCACUCUGUGCUCAUCAUCACCGUGACAUCCAUCAUCAUCAAAAGGACUUGUGUUUGCAAGCGCAGAGAACUGAAAGACGUGACAGUGCAGCCUCCAGACUUCAUGGAGGAGCUGUGACGUCCAGAGGAAACAGGGCCGGACUGUCUGAUAUUAAUAUCUGUAACAUAUCUGCCCUCAUAUUGAUUAGUGGUCGUUUAAUCCAGCAGGAAUCUCUCUGUAGUUAAAGUGAUUUACAGGACGUUGAACAUAGAUUGAGUCUGUAUGUAUGUGUAUGCAGCUAGAGUCAGAAUAAUGUAUUUAACAGUCAUAAAUGCUUUUUUUGCUUCCGUUGAUAGUUUUAGUUCUUUAAGAACAUGGAGUCUUAGGUUUGAAUAUCAAAAUUAAUAUGAGGAGCUUUAAAGUUUUCCAACAUGUAAAGAUACUUUCUUACAAAUGUUUAUGACGUAUUUUAUAUCCUUUACACAUCAACAACAUGAAUAAAACAUAAUACUUCUCUGUAAUCUUAUGAAAAUGAAUUUAUUUCAGUGUUAGCUUGCUUGUUUCAGUUGACUGCUGCUCACCAGACACAGUGAAGAAAACUCAGUAUUUAAGAAAGUAUCAGUUAGAAAGUUUUUGUACUAAUAUUUGUGGUUUUGAUUAGUCUCUGGUGAUAGAAAAUGUAAUAUGUUUGUGUUUUGGACUGCUGAUUGUACAAAACAAGACACCUGAACAAGACUUCUUACAUAUUAAUGGACUACAUGAUUAAUAGAGAAAAUACAAGCAGAUCAUUCGAUAACGAGAAUAAGCAAUAGUUGUAGUCAAAUAACGAACCACAUCAUUAACUCACCCGUUGUGUGAAGCCCAAUGUCCACCAGGGGGCGACUCCUCUGGUUGUAUAGAA